UGUAAGCACAGCUGGUCACAAUAUAUAUCCUUCUUGUCUAGUCUACACACCAUUACCCCUCUUACCACUUUUGCUAUUCCCACCCAAAAUGACUCAGCUCUGACCAACCCAUUCCAAUCUCUCCUUUCAUAUUCCCAAAAGUUCUCAAAAACUCUCUUGACGUGGACGGAAAAUUCCAUCUCUAACCUCCAACCGUUAUCUGCCACGUCGUCAUCUCACAUUUCCAAACUUAUUUUAUUUACGUUAUUACCACUUCAAUCAUUAUUUUUUUCUUUAUAUAAACACCAAAACCCCUCACAAGACAAAAUCUCCUCUUCCUUGUUCUUUCUUCUUCUUCCUUUAAUAUACUAUUUCUCUUUCUUCUUGAAAUUAUGGAGGUUCCUGUUAUUAACAGAUUUAGUAAUUUCGACGGUGCCGGAGUUACUUGUUUACAAAACCCAUCUUUUCUUUCUCAGAUUGUUUCAAUUACAGCUAGAGAAAAAGCUUUUCAAGCUCAUAAUAUCUGGAAAUGGGGUGCUUUAUUUCUAGCUGUGAUAGCUUCUUUUGGAACCAUAAUUAGUAGAAUCAAGAUUUUGGUUAUUAGAUUACAAUGUCAUUUUUGUAAUAAAUCUAAUUCACAACAACAACAACAAUCCCUUGUACCCAAUUUUGAUGAAGAUGAUGAUGAUUAUGAUUUCACCAGCGAUACCGAAGACGACGAAAACGAUGAAGAUGAUAACGAAGACGACGACGUUUCGUGUUCUUCGUACGAUUCUGACGAAGCUGUUCAAGGGCAGAGUAGUAAUUUUGGUCUUCGUAGGCGGCGGAGCUUCGUGGACCAAUUCUCGUGGUCUGAUUUCUCAUCUGGCAAGAGCGUUGUUAAGCUUUGGGAUAGUUUGGGCCUUGGAUUGGGCCUAGACGAAAGCCCAAACCCGAAAGUGGUGUCUCUGUAUUCAUCGGCCGAGGAGAACGAGUCUGGUGGGCGCGCGUGUAUGGGAGUUUGGGAUGCGCGCGUGGGUGGUCGAAUCCCGGCUAUUCUGGCCGAGUGGGGCCCACAGCUGGGGAAGAUUGUUGGAGUCGCAACCAAUGGAGCUGAGAAGGUCUACGUCAGAGAUGACGUCAGCGGCGGAUUAACAAUCGGCGAUUUGAGAAAAGUUAGCUCGCCGUUGAAGAAGUUUUCGAAAGCUGACGUGGACGAAAUCUGGUGGGACGCUCUUUCUGGCUUAGUUUCGGACGAGUCAGCUGACGUGGCAAGACUUGACUCGGCGGCGACUCGGUGUGUCGACGCGGUUAGGUCAUAUCUGUUGUAGACAAAAAAAAAAGAGAGAAAAUUGGUAGUUGGUUAGAAUAAUAUUAAUAAUAAUCAUAAUUAUUAUUAUCAUUAUUAUUGGAUUAUUCACCAACAUAAAGAAUCUGUAAAUAUUAAUUUAUCAUCGAUGAUUUAUGGUCACCACGUAUAUUAGUUUUGAUCUAAUUAAUUGAUUAUUAUUAUUAGCUAAAAAAAUAAUUACAAAAUAUUAUUAUAUUCGUGUACAACAAAUUCAUGGGAACAAUGAUCAGUACUGUAAUAAAUUAAAUGCAUUAUUAAUUAAA
Cannabis sativa is the source of this 1572-nucleotide messenger RNA. RefSeq lists its product as uncharacterized. Lineage: Eukaryota; Viridiplantae; Streptophyta; Magnoliopsida; Rosales; Cannabaceae. The record is from RefSeq and is a predicted model, not a curated record. The transcript has a single exon. Bases 372 to 1289 code for a protein of 305 amino acids.